AUGGAGAUCUGCCACCCAAAGAACAACAUCACCAUGUGCCCUCUAUGUGACAGAGUGUGCAGCUACUGGAAACUUAGCACUGCCUGCGGAACAGCCAGGGCCAGUCACCUGUUCGACAAUCCUGCCACCGUUUUCUUCUCUAUAUUCAUGGCUCUUUGGGCUGCCAUGUUCAUGGAGUAUUGGAAGAGGAGGCAGAUGAGACUGAACUAUGAAUGGGACCUGACUGGGUUUGAAGAUGAGGAGGAAGCUCUCAAGGACCACCCCAGGGCUGAAUAUGAAUUCAGGGUCUUGCAGAAGUACGUAAGCAAAGAUCACAAAUCACAGCACAAGAUGGAAAAGCUCACAUGUCGAGACCGCCUCCCUGCCUACAUGACUAAUAUUGUCAUGAUGCUGUUAAUGAUUGGUGUUACGUUUGCCAUUGUGUUUGGCGUGAUCCUCUACCGGAUUUCUACCAAAGCCGCUCUUCAUUUGAGUUCCAAUCCAGUCACUAGGAAUCAUGUACAGCUGACAGUGAAAACCACUGCAGCCAUCAUCAACCUGGUGGUCAUCCUCAUACUGGACGAGGUGUAUGGAGCUGUGGCACGAUGGCUGACUGUGUUAGAGGUUCCUAAAACAGACAGGAGUUUUGAGGAACGACUCAUCUUCAAGACUUUCAUUCUCAAGUUUGUCAAUGCUUUCACCCCCAUUAUCUACAUUGCUUUCUUCAGAGGAAGACUGGUAGGCAGACCAGGCAGCUACCUGUAUGUGUUUGAAUCCUACAGAAUGGAAGAGUGUACCCAUGGAGGCUGUCUGAUGGAGCUGUGUAUCCAGCUAAGUAUCACCAUGUUGGGAAAACAGCUAAUUCAGAACAACCUUUUUGAGAUUGGAAUACCCAAGCUGAAGAAGCUGAUUCGCUACAUUCGGUCAAAGCAAGGGGCUUUUCAAGAAGAAGAGAGACAGAAGAAGCUGCAGAGAUAUGAAAGUGACCACUUCCUGGAACCAUUUGCUGGGCUAACACCUGAAUAUAUGGAAAUGAUCAUCCAGUUUGGUUUUGUUACAUUGUUCGUUGCAUCCUUCCCCUUGGCUCCACUCUUUGCUCUGCUCAACAACAUCAUCGAAAUACGACUUGAUGCCAAGAAAUUUGUGACUGAGUUGCGAAGACCCGUGGCAGCAAGAGCCAAAGACAUUGGUAUAUGGUACAACAUACUAAGAGGGGUAGCAAAAGUGGCCGUCAUCAUUAAUGCAUUUGUCAUCUCCUUCACUUCCGACUUCAUCCCUCGGAUGGUCUAUCAGUACAUGUACAGCCCUGAUGGCUCCAUGCAUGGAUUUGUCAACCAUACGCUGUCCUACUUUAAUGUCAGCCACUUCCAGGAUGGCAAAGAGACCAUGGAUCCGUUGCACCUUGGCUACCCAGUUGAGAUCUGCAGGUAUAAGGACUACAGAGAACCUCCUUGGUCAACCACUCCAUAUGAGAUCUCUAAGGAAUUCUGGGCAGUACUGGCUGUCCGACUGGCUUUUGUCAUUGUUUUCCAGAAUGUUGUGAUGCUCAUGAGCGACAUUGUGGACUGGCUAAUUUCAGACAUCCCUAAAGACAUCAGCCUCCAGAUCCUCAAGGAGAAGAUUCUGUUGGUAGACCUAUUCAUGAGGGAAGAACAAGGCAAGAUCCAUGUCUCAGAGAGCAGAGGCUCUACAGAGCACAAGGACAACUGCAGUAUGAGCUACAACAACAACAACAACGACAACAACAGCACAAUGGCUCGCCCACGCUGCGGACUGCAUACCAACAACACUGAAAGCCUCUAAUACUAGUAACAAUGAAUUCUUAGUUUAGCCUUAGUUAGCAAGUCAAAGUUUGCUCAGGCCAACCUAGAAUCUUGUUCAGAACAUUCCAACAAAUAGGAGAGCAGCUGAUAAUGUGUGAGUUAAGUGAAAGUGCACAUAUGGGGCCAAAUAUGUUGCAGUGUGUGUGGAGAGUUGUGAAACUGUAUCUCAAUCCGUGCUUACUCUGAUUUCUCUAAAUGUGUACUCAGGUUUGCCAGUGCAUAUAAGAAUUACGCAUGCUUAGAUUUGCAAAGUCUACAUAAAUCUCUAAAUGUGCAUACGAUUUAUACAAGUGUAUAAUAAUCUUAAAAUGUGUACUCAGAAAGGGGGAUAUUUACUAAGCUUGUCACAAAUUACUGUUGGGUGCAAAUUCUUUGGGGUAUUUACAAAGAUUACAGAUGUGAAUGAGAAUGUGAAUUUUUUUUGUUGAAGACCCAUUUGGA
Messenger RNA from Micropterus dolomieu (smallmouth bass), 2243 nucleotides. Its product is annotated as anoctamin-1-like. Gene Ontology annotation, molecular function: chloride channel activity. The transcript has 15 exons. Gene Ontology annotation, biological process: chloride transmembrane transport. The coding region runs from base 1 to 1782 and encodes 593 amino acids. The record is from RefSeq and is a predicted model, not a curated record. Gene Ontology annotation, cellular component: plasma membrane. NCBI's taxonomy places the organism in Eukaryota, Metazoa, Chordata, Actinopteri, Centrarchiformes, Centrarchidae.